CAAAAUUUUGCUAAGUGAAAGCGUGUCAACAAAGUGUAACAAAUAAAUUUAGGCAUUACGUAGCAAGAGUGCUACAUAUUGAGGCUAGAAAUCCUUUAGCAGACAAAUUCUUUAUGUCAAUAGUAUACUAGGUAUAUCUUUCACGGUCACGUAUGAACUUGGUUUUUUUUAUCAAAUAUCUAUCUGGUAAAUCGCUGUCGCGGUAUUUAAUUUGUACUCAAAUUUGCGAUAACAAUACCAUUAAUAACAGCAGUUUUGUGUUUUAAUAACGGAUGGAGGCUAAGCUGCGGGAGUACCGCGCUCGACGCCGACGCCAAGAAUUAGUUGAAAACACUAAAGAAAAACUUGAAACUACCAAAAAGACAUUAGCAGACAUAUUGUUGCCAAAAUUAUUUAACAAAAUGAACAAAGAAAAGAAAGACGAAGAGGUGUAUUUGCUAGAUGAAGAAGAAAAACCACCACCAAAAUUCAUUCCGCUACAAACAGAAGAUCCUGCUGAAGUAGCCUCUGAUGCUAGCGAAUUAGAAUCUGUAGCUGAAGAGACACAGGAGUCAUGGCGUUAUUUUAUUGUAAAAUGGUCUCUAUAUACUAUCAUCUGGAUAACCUUGUUUGCAUUCUUCUUAAACGUUGGCUUCGGAGCUGUGUUUUUUGUAAUAUCAGCUUUAGUUUUCAUCUGUAUAAAUACACGAACAAAGAGAAAGAAACCUGGAGAAAUUUCUGCAUAUAGUGUAUUCAAUGAAGAUUGUAAAAGUAUAGACGGGACAUUGAAUGCUGAAGAAUUGCAACGUCAAAUGAUGUUCGGAAUGGGUGGACUGAGAUUGGUUUAGUAUUAUACUAUUUAUUAUAAAGUUGCUCCAAAUUACAAACUGUAGCUGUAUUUCUAUUCCUUGCAUAUUUACAAGAAUGUAUUUACAAUAUGUGAAAGUAACAUACUUUCAGUAAUAUCUAUUGACUUUAUGUGUAAUGCACCUUGUUGUAGUAUUCAUUUAUACAUACAUAUUACAAUCUUUACAUAGUAGAACAGAGUAAGGAAGUUAAGGCUUUAUUUACAAUGCCGCAGAAAGGAAUGGAAGCCGCGGAACGGAAUGGAAGUCGCGGUACGUAAUGGAAGCUAAUUUUUGUAAACAUGACACAUUAACAUAGUGAGUCAAUUUGUGUAAUGUACAAACUAAAUACGAGCCAAAUAACCGGAUCGCACCUCUUCCGGAAGAUUCUCGCGUAAUCUCGGAGUUACUCACAGCUAUCAUAUCGUAUAUAUUUUGUAUGUUACACAGUUGUCAUAAAGUUCAUUAUGCUAUGUAUAAUUACAUUACAAAAAUACGAUUCCGUCCCAAUAUUCAGGUAUAUUGAGCCUUAAAGUUUGUAUGCAUCGACAAACUUUUGGCCUUUUCACCUACUGUACUUCUUUUAAUUGUUAUAUAAACAAGUAUUAAGAAACUUGUCUGCUGUACUAUAGAAAACUAUAGACCUAUAGAAACUUGAGUACUAUACAAACUUGUAUGUAUGUAUCUCCUGUUUGUGAUAAAUAAAGACGUAUAAACUAAGUAAAUAAUAUGACUUUGUUAUUUUUAAAUAACAAACAUUGGUUAAUGAAGACA
Hyposmocoma kahamanoa is the source of this 1598-nucleotide messenger RNA. RefSeq names its product SAYSvFN domain-containing protein 1 (gene Saysd1). The transcript has 2 exons. Bases 273 to 827 code for a protein of 184 amino acids. The record is from RefSeq and is a predicted model, not a curated record. Lineage: Eukaryota; Metazoa; Arthropoda; Insecta; Lepidoptera; Cosmopterigidae.